AUGAACUUGACAAUUAGUAUAUGCUUCUGCAGAAGAUCUUGGCAUCAUAUCUGGAAACAAACGUUGCCUGCCACAAAAUUUCUUGGAGAAAGCUUGAUGAUGUGGGAUGCCCAUCUCAUGUCUCGCCGCAAUUCUCGCUUUUGCUGUGAGAUCAAAGUAAAUGGCAGAAGAUAUUUAAAGUGGCAGUUGUCUGAUCAGAUGCCCCAUCCUUUGGAUAUUGGAAAGGCAAUGCAAGGCUGUGCUUGGCAUUGUAAGACUUUCAACUCUGCAAUGUUUCCUAAAUUCCCAUUUGAUGUCAGAAGGUCUGUUGCUCGAAGAAGAAGUGUGAUGUUUAGCAUUUUAAGGAGUUUGAGCUCUGAGGGAAAGAGCAUAUUAAGUCCUCUACCUAGCCAGGCCCGUGUUGUAAUCUGUGGAGGAGGAAUUAUUGGUACCUCUGUUGCUUAUCAUCUUGCAAAGCUAGGCUGGAAAGAUGUGGUUUUACUGGAACAAGGACGGUUGGGUGCUGGGACAACAAGGUUGUGUGCUGGCAUUGUCAGUGCAGUCAAGCAAAUCUCUAUUGAAAGCAAAAUGGCAAGUUAUUCAAACAAUCUUUAUCAACAGCUUGAACAAGAAACAGGUAUCAAAACAGGUUAUAUUAGAACAGGCUCUAUCUGUCUGGCUCAGAAUCAUGACCGGUUUAUCUCUCUUAAGCGACUUGUUUCUAGGCUCAGGGUGAUUGGUAUAGAUGCUGAAGUUAUUACCCCAAGACAAGUCGCAGAGCUUCAUCCUCUUGUAAAUAUUCAUGACUUAGUGGGAGCAGUGCAUGUUGUAGCGACAAUAGAGAAGAUUGUUGGGGAGCUGGGAGCAGCGGCUGAAGCGCCUUUAAGAAAAGUGGUGGAAUUCUUAUGCCGAUUUGGUCGGGAGUCUCUUGUCAUGCUUGAUUUGGCGGUGCAGGUUCUCCUGGAAAUUUUCUGGACUUCUCCACGGGCCCGACCAACAACUCCUCCUGGAGGAAGACAUCCCUCAUGGGGCUGGCCGUUCAGAAUCAUGAUUCUUCGCUGCUUGGGGAACUCUUCACAGCCCCGCUGUCUUGUCUGUAUCCUGAUUGGCUGCUAUGAACAUGGGACGCGCUUGAUGCAGUCAAAUCGGCAUGGUGCAAUUACUUUGGAUAGUUCAACAUAA
This is a messenger RNA of Polypterus senegalus (gray bichir), 1161 nucleotides long. RefSeq lists its product as uncharacterized. Gene Ontology annotation, cellular component: mitochondrion; mitochondrial matrix; cytoplasm. The coding region runs from base 1 to 1161 and encodes 386 amino acids. The transcript has 9 exons. Gene Ontology annotation, molecular function: oxidoreductase activity. The record is from RefSeq and is a predicted model, not a curated record. Lineage: Eukaryota; Metazoa; Chordata; Cladistia; Polypteriformes; Polypteridae.